Messenger RNA from Sphaeroforma arctica JP610, 2463 nucleotides. RefSeq lists its product as hypothetical. Gene Ontology annotation, cellular component: plasma membrane; trans-Golgi network; endosome. The coding region runs from base 95 to 1465 and encodes 456 amino acids. The record is from RefSeq and is a predicted model, not a curated record. Lineage: Eukaryota; Ichthyosporea; Ichthyophonida. Gene Ontology annotation, biological process: endosome organization; phosphatidylinositol phosphate biosynthetic process; Golgi organization. The transcript is spliced from 7 exons. Gene Ontology annotation, molecular function: 1-phosphatidylinositol 4-kinase activity.
ACACGUCCACUUCCUCCAUACUCUCUCUUUACAAUUUGCGUUACCAUGCCAACCACACUGGUAGGUAAUACACGACAUCGAGGAUGCGAUCUCCAUGGGCAUCCACCCCACACUCAUCCGCCAAGGCUCAAGCGGAUCCUAUUUUGUGCGGAACCCUGAGGCCAAAAUAACGGGUGUAUUUAAGCCCAAAGACGAGGAGCCGUAUGGCCAUCUCAACCCAAAGUGGACCAAAUGGCUUCAUAAGACCAUCUGCCCCUGUAUAUUUGGACGGUCGUGCCUGGUACCCAACCAAGGCUAUCUGAGUGAGGCGGGGGCAUCGCUCGUAGAUGAGAAGUUGGGUCUGAGGAUAGUACCUACGACGAAGGUGGUCAAGCUGUCGAGUCCGGUGUUCAACUACCCACGCACCACACGGCUGUACCGCCUGUUAAAGAGCGACCAGUCCCUUCCAUACAAAAAAGGGUCACUUCAGUUGUUUGUGACGGGCUAUGAGGACGCCAAGAAGGUCUUUGGUCGGGUCAACGCACCCGACUACCGAGACCACGAGGUCAAGCGUGAGUUUGAUAUGCUGUUUGAGCGGAUGGUGGUGUUGGACUACAUCACCAGAAACACAGACCGCAACGACGACAACUGGCUCAUCAAAACACUCAACGACAGCGGCAGCAAUGCACCCGAGAGUGACUUAGGAGUGGAUCUGUGCACCGGCAUAUCCCCUGUCACCACCGCCCCCCACACCAACACACGCACACAAGCCUCGCCCAAACAGAUGCCAAACAAUGCAAAUAGUAGCGGUAGUAACCUGCCCAGCUCUACCAACACCCCCCGCCAGCUGGGACGGUCCAGUCUCAGCGGGUCACUCAACGUAAACGGGCCAGUGGCGUAUCAUAGGAGGAGUCCGAGUGCGCAUGAGACCAGCAUCAGUGCCCCAGAGCCACUGGGUAGUAGUAAUCUAGGCCAGGGGAUUGGUGGACAAAGCUUGUAUACUGGUAGUAGUGCGAGUAAUAAAGGGAGUGGGUUAGAGCUCCAUGACAUACAGCGUAGUACCGAACUGCCCGAGUGCCACCGUGUGAAGUUGGCUGCGAUUGAUAACGGCUUGUCCUUCCCCUUUAAGCACCCGGACUCGUGGCGCACUUAUCCCUAUCAUUGGAUUUGGCUUCCGCAAGCGAAGAAGCGCUUCUCAGAUGAGAUUUGUAAUUACCUGCUCCCGCUACUAACGGAUGAGGUUUAUGUGGAGGAAUUGAUCGAAGAAAUGUACCAAGUAUUUAAGCAGGAUUCGGGUUUCAGCAAAAGCCACUUCAAGCGCCAAGCGGCAGUCAUGAGGGGGCAGAUACUAAAUUUAACUAAGGCCAUGAACGAACGCUCCACGCCAAUCCAACUGGUGAAGAUGACUUCGUGUGUGAUAAAGAAAAAGGGUCAAUCGAAAUUUCAGCAAUUUCGCAGCCGGUUACCCUGGUUUUCUAAUUGGUAAUAACAAAGCAUUUAAAUAGUAUAAAUAAAGUAAUUCUCGGAUUAUCUCAACCCAAUCGCACUCGUUCGGCUGGCUGAACAUCUCAGAUUCCGACUGCGGAGCUAUCCGCAUCUUCCAAUGUGCUAUCAGCAACUACUUACAUAUUGUAGGGAAGCGCUACUACUCACCGAAGCUAUCAAUGACCCUAUUUUAAUACAAUGCAAGAUGCUACCGCAAUUAUUGACCUAAGAACAGUGAUGCUGUACCAGCCCAUUGAGAGGAUGGGUGAACCUCAUAGCUCGUAGUACUGAUUAUCAGGAACUAGCUUAGUUCAUUUACCUGAGAUGCACAUUGGUGUAGCAAGAUAUAUGCGUAACAUAAGUUUUGUUUGUUGGAUUGACUUACACAGAUCCAACUCCUGGCUCAGAACUCUGAUGUGAAGAUGUUGUUUUUUGAGGUGGAGAUUCCCGAGUUCUCACAGGAUUGAUUAAGCUAUACUUCUCACAACUCCCAGAACCUAACAUCAACGAAAGCGAGUGCAGCCAAUUUGCGAAGUAAGUUCUGCUUGAGUUUACCGAUGAAAGUUGUGUGUACAACGUGGGAUGUAACUUGCCUCGGCUGGUCACACUACAAAUCGGUCGUAAUUUGGAAUACUUGUGGUGUUUAUCGUGCAGGCUCCAUCGAAAACUUGUGCCUGUAUCGGCCAGAAUCUGGCAGCGCAAGCUUAAAUGUCAAAGAAAUAAAAGCUGCAAUACCGGAUUUGUUGUACGAGCUGAGAUCUAAUAUAUGCCGAAAAGAGUAAAUUUUAGAUGUGAUGAUAGUAUAAAUUGCAUAAUCAGCUUGCAAUGAUUACUUAUACCGAUCAGAUUUGUGCACAUGGUCGUAUGCACCACAGGUGAGCCGGUGCAGUCGAGUAAUCUAUGCGCCAUAUAUACCUCACACACAGUCUAAUCCAUAAACUGAACUUUCUCCGAUACAUGUUUUUAACUACCAAGGCAUCCUCCACCUCCCGGAUGGGC